ACAGCUCAAACCCAAUGAAGAUCACACUCAUCAAAGAUGAAGUUCCAGAGCAUUGUUCUUGUGGCUCUAGCAGUAGUCCUAGCAGUGCAGGCUGUGCCUCACUUUAGACCUGAAGAUCACCAUAGGAUUGAUCACAGGCGUGAGCAUCACAACCACCAUGAAGAAUGGAGACAUGCCCCCCAAGACCAUCAACAUAUAAAAGUAGUACCCUACGUAGAGGCAGACCCAUCUUCACCCCCACCACCACCAAGUGAUGGACCAUCCCCGCCAAGUGACUGGCCAUCCCCUCCAAGUGGCGGACCAUCCCCACCACCACCACCAAGUGGCGAACCUAUCGUUAAAGACGAUCCAUCUUCACCCCCACCACCACCAAGCGAUGGACCAUCCCCACCAAGUGAUUGGCCAUCUCCACCCAGUGGCGGACCAUCCCCACCACCACCACCAAGUGGCGAACCUAUCGUUAAAGACGAUCCAUCUUCACCCCCACCACCACCACCAAGCGAUGGACCAUCCCCACCUAGUGACGGACCAUCGCCACCAUCCCCACCACCACGUCCAAGUGACGAGCCUAUCGUUAAAGACGAUCCAUCUUCACCCCCACCACCACCAAGCGAUGGUCCAUCUCCACCCAGUGGCGGACCAUCUCCACCCAGUGGCGGACCAUCCCCACCACCACCACCAAGCGACGGACCAUCUCCACCCAGUGGCGGACCAUCCCCACCAAGUGGCGGACCAUCACCACCGCCACCACCAACUGAUGAGCCCUCUUUGGCCCCAGAAAGUCAUUCGUGGUUUAAAUCUGUAAAAGGUAUCUUCCGUCUGUAGAGAAGGAAUAUGUUGCUAAUGUAUAUAUAUAAUGUAUAUAUAAUUUUUUCAUCAACAUUAAAGUUAUUAUAUAAUUAAA
Molecule: messenger RNA, 904 nt
Organism: Anoplophora glabripennis (Asian longhorned beetle)
Lineage: Eukaryota; Metazoa; Arthropoda; Insecta; Coleoptera; Cerambycidae
Product: vegetative cell wall protein gp1-like
Exons: 2
Coding region: 37-825 (262 amino acids)
Source: RefSeq, a predicted model, not a curated record